CGCUCUUCUUUCACUGCUCCAUCCGGGAACUUCGGAAUUAGCAUUGACAACCGAAGCGCAACUUUUUUUCCCCAGGCAAAGUGAAAUCCAGCCGCGGACUCGGACAAAAAUAUAGUCCCCCGGAUUUCAGUUCUAAAUUAGCGAAAGAAAAAACAUACCGACAAAACCUAUCUCAGGCGAGUUGAAGUUAUCUCUGCCGGAGUGUUUGUGUCCGAGUGGCGCCGUGUGUGUGAGAGUGUAUAUGUGUGUGUGUGUGUGUGUGUGUUUGGAGCACUUUGUGUAGUGGCGUGAAGUGAGCGAUGAGUCUUGUUGCCCAGUAAAGAAGCGAGAACUUGCUUUUGGCAGCGCGAGGAGUUCUUCUUUCUUUCCUGCUCUUCAUGUCGCUUUUUUACCCCUAAAACACCUCCAGCUCGGUGCAAACAAACUUCUCAACGCGUCGAAAGUGGAAGAAAAGUGAUUUUGAAGUCGGAAGAUGGAGCUACAAGGCCUUCAAGAGGCGUUGAAAGUGGAAAUCCAAUGUCAUCAGGACGGAGAGCUUAAGAAACAGCUAGAGGAAAGGCAGAGCAGAGUUACAGCCCUAAGCGAAAAACAAAAGCUAGCUGUAAGAAGUUGUCCUGUGGGGACGCCGGCCAAGCCGCUCUCCCUCAUCAAGCCUCCCAGCCAGAGCAUCGCCAUCUCCGUGGUGCCAGCCAAGGCAUCUGUUUCCAUGGUGACCGCACACAUUAACGGACAAAAGGCGGCGAACUCUGACGCGCUGCAGACAUCCCCCAUCAACCUGCAAACGGCCAACCGAGCGCACAGACCGGGGGAUCUGUGCCACUCACAGAUGCUGGGAACACUCACAGCAGUGCCCAUCAAGGUGCCUCAGGUCAGCUCUCUGCAUCGGCUGGCAGGGCAGUCGCCCACUGUGCUACCUCAGGUUAGGCCAAAGACUCUGAUCCCGGACAGCCUUCCCCACAGCCCGUGCCAGGAACAGCAGUCCAGCCAGCCACUGAGCCUGGCACGCGGAACUGCUGUGGUCAGCCCCAAAAGCCAGGGACUUGGUACCUUCAGCCCAGAGAGGAUGUCCAGCGGCCAGGGCGAGAUCACGCCACCUCCCCUGCCCGUGCCCAGUGUCUCCACAGCCACAGCCAGCCCUGGCGUUGCGUACGCCAUCAUUUCCGCCACCUCACCUGCAGCCAACGGAGUGGCAGCCAUGAGCGAGACAGUGAAAGUGCAACCGCUGAUCUUCAGCCCAGACAGCAAGGUGAUUAUAAUCCAGCCACAGAUCCCUAGCAGCUCUCAGGGUUCUCCAGGCCCCCAGGCUGAGAUCCCCUCUCAGGAGCCCAGUCCUGCCCCCUCCCCGCCACACAAGCCCCAUAAAAAGGAGGAAGACCCAGAGAAAAUUGCAUUCAUGGUAGCGCUUGGCCUCGUCACUACAGAACACUUGGAAGAAAUCCAGACCAAACGACAGGAGAGGAAGAGAAGAAGUACGGCUAACCCUGCAUACAGCCUGUUUGAUCCAGAGCGCAAAAGGCUUGCAUCAAAUUACCUGAACAACCCCCUCUUCCUAUCAGCCAGAGACUCUGAGGAUCUGUGUUGGAAGGAGGAGCUGGAGCAUGAUGACCACUGUGCUGUGUGCAAAGAGGAAGGGAACCUUCAGCAGUGCCACAGCUGCACCCGCGCUUACCACCUAGACUGCUUACACCCUCCGCUCAAAUCCCCACCCAAGGGCAUGUGGAUGUGCCCUAAGUGCCAGAAGAAGGUUCUGAAUAAAGAAAACUUGUCUUGGCCACACAAUUUUGUUCAGUCUUACGUUACACACAAAACAGUGAGAGAGGAGGAGAAGAGAAGACUGAUGAGGAGAAACAGUGAACUGAACAAAGAGUGUGCACACCUGAAAGAAGAAGACCAGAGACUCAGCAAAUCACUCUUGAAAUGCAGAGACGUGAAGGAACGUCUGCUGAGUCAGCAGAGGGAAACUCAGGCGUCUCUGGAACGUCUCCGAGCCCUAAUCCGCCUCAUCCAGCGUGAUCACAUGAUCCAGGUCACCAUGACGGCCACCACCACCACUUCAGGGGGAGCAGCACUGCUCUCUCUGCCCUGGAUCAAACCAAGCUCCACCAGCAGCACGAGCAGCUCCACAGCACCCCCUGCAGGGCCCUCCACACUGCUGCACAAGAGUGUGCUGCACUCCCAGGGCAACAACUGAACCCAUCACAGGCAAAAACACUUUAUUCAUAACAACAUACGUGCAUUUCUUUUCCCACACAAGCUCUUCCCGAGCUUAAUGAGAGAUACUCACAAUGGAAGCUGGAGAGUGAAAUCUGGCCAAUGUGGGUUUUUUCCCCCAAGAGCUGUAUUGUCUUAAGGAAAAAAAUAUCAAAAAAUGUAAAGAAAAAAAAUCAAUACUAACUACAGUAUAUUCUUAAGUCAAUUCAUAAGUAUUUUUUAAACCCAACACCUACAGUGCUUAAGAGAUUUUUUUUUUUAACUUAUUGUUUUUAAUUUACUAAAUGUUCUUGGCCUUAAUGUAUUUAUGACAAAUGAGCAGAUAACCAUGCCGUCAUGAAUACAGAAAUUAAGUAUUUUAUGCGGCUAAAGCCUUUUUUUAAAUUACAGUUUUCUUUUUUAAAGGGGGGAUACUUGUUCUACAUAUAGCGAGAGAGAACAUUAGAGUAGCGGUAGUUAAACGAGACAUAUGAGACAGAGAGGACUGUACAGUGAUCUAUCCGAGUAGGAAAAGAAAUUGUUCUCAUUCUCCUAAGAACAACAAUCGCCAUAAUAAUUCAGGUGAAAAGGAGAUGGGAAAGUGGUUUUCAUUGUGUAUGUACUUACGAGCAUACGAGCCUUCAAACGAACACAAAAAAGGAAAAAAAAAAAAAAAAAAAAGAGAAUAACUUUUUUUUCAGUAUUAAUAGAGUUGAGAUAAAGGAACAAAGUAUUUAAGAUGACUACAAAAUUUAGCAUUUCUAGUGGAGAAUUUAGUAUUUUCAUGCGGAUGCCUGUUCAUAAUUGUGAAUUGAAGUAUUGGAGAGAGGGGAUUGUUGUACAUAUGUUGUAUUGUUAUAACAGGUCCUUCUGAUUUUUCUUCUGUAUUGUUACUCCAAUCAGAGCCUCAUCAAUGAUGUUUCUUUCUGUUUCCUUUGCACUGACAGCAAAAGUGGACAUUAGGAAGGGCCAUUCAAGUUCCAAUGAGUGUGUGCACCUAUUGUCAAACCCGUUCUUUUCUUUCUCCAGUAUAUAAGAUAUGCCAAAAAAAAACCCUUACAUUUUUAAGCUGGGAGCUUUCCCAUCUUUCACCAUCGUCUUUAUUAUCUGUCUUGUCUGUAUUUGUAGUUUUUGCUUUAAUGAUGCCUUAUUUCCUAAUCGCCACAUUGACAUUAUGUACAAUUUCACAUAUUAUUGCAAGGACACAUCUGACUGUUGUGUCUGUUUGGUUAUUUCAUUUUCUUAAUCUGUGAGAUGAUCUAAAUGAACACUGCCUCAAGAACAAGAUUAGAUAACGCCAGGGUUUAUUAAAUAUAUCACAUUAAAAUGAGAAAACUUACCUGGAAUUAAUUUUUAUGAAAGGACAAUUUUGUGAGUCACCUUUGCUAGUUUGUCUUCCUGUUCUUCUAAAGGAUUUCUCAAGGUGCGCAGUUCUGACGUGGCCUGUGAGGCAGAGCUGCUUCUCAACCCGUGCAGAGGAAAAGCUGAUCUGCCUUUGCUUUAUGUCUAUAGCUACUGAUCAGCGUUCAACCCAAGUCAGCAGGGUCUGGGCCUGAUCAUGUUCCAGUGGAGCAGAGGACUUUGUUUCCAGAAAUAAAACAGUGCAGGUCACUUGGUCUCGAACUGCGUUCAGUUCUGCUGGAAUCACCCUGAUCAAAGAUUCCUAAAUAACCAUGGCAGAUUUUAAAAAGACAAACAACUCAACACAUGAGAUAUCCAGUAUCAUUAUCUAUUAUCAUUACACAAGGGCUUCACAGGUAUGGGAUAUAUGGAUGUGGAAACAUUAAGUGCAUAUCACAGAUUCCUGACAUGGUCUGUAGAUUAUUGUAAAUUUAACAAAUUGAGUCAGACCGGUGUGCACCAACCACGUAAGGAGUCGAACGUAAGGAAUUACAUGCAUAUCACCCACUGGCCCAUAAUACCCCCCACGUCAUACAUGCCUGACCUAAGGGAUUAGCUCACAGGAAACUGCAGAGGCUACAAUAUAUAGAUUAGAAUCAAACCAUGUUACAAACAGGAAGGUUGAAGAUAAAAAAAAAAAGCAAAAUUUCCCAUAUCAGAGCUCUGUUCAUAGCGAGAGUGUUCUUCUGCCCUUCAUGCAUCAUACGAGACAUGUCCCCGCCUCCUCCGCAGUCCACCCUCCCCCAUAUUCCAGAAUCUUCUCCGGGACAAACUGUGCCGUGCUUAUACAGAUCUAUUUUAAUACACUCGACACUACGUUGAACAAGAUGAAACUUUUUUAUAUUCUUUUAUCAAUGAACGUGAGAAAGAAAAGAGACAAAAAGAACAUGACAAUUUUUUAUUGUUUGCCAAUUAUGCAUUUAGCUUGCAAUGUGUGAUGUGUCCGUAUGCUAUGAGGAAAAGGUAGCAAAAAUAAAACUGAAAUGGAAAAGGCAACAAGGCUACUGUUAGAUGGAUGUCUUCGGACUGUCAGAGUAGUGUUUUUUCUUUGUCAUUAUGGAAGGGGACUGUCCAGUGGAUAGUAUGUAUAGGAAAGUGUUUGUCUUACAUAUGCCAAUGUAGUUUUUUCUUCUUUAUGAUGCAUUCAAAGUUGAUUGAUGGAAGUUGGUAAAUGGUAAAGAGUAGUCACACUUUUUUGUACCAAGUUCUUAUUGAAAACUGAAUCAAUAAUAAACAUGGAAAAUUGGA
This is a messenger RNA of Pangasianodon hypophthalmus (striped catfish), 4839 nucleotides long. RefSeq names its product PHD finger protein 21B (gene phf21b). The record is from RefSeq and is a predicted model, not a curated record. NCBI's taxonomy places the organism in Eukaryota, Metazoa, Chordata, Actinopteri, Siluriformes, Pangasiidae. The coding region runs from base 473 to 2191 and encodes 572 amino acids. The transcript is spliced from 14 exons.